AGAUAAACAAAACAAACCAGAGAGAAGACAGCGUGGAUUUGUGAGGAUAUUUCAUUUAAGUUCUCAUACAGACUACUCUUUCCGAAGCCUUAUUUUUACAACUGUAAAGCCUAGUUAGAGAGAACACGGCAGAAAAGCACAGCCAUACUCGCAUGUGUGGCUAAGGCAUUGCUAUUGAAGAACGACUUAGUGGUCAAGUUGAUUUUCUGCCAGAGACUGACAUAAGAACAAGGGUAUUGUGGGAAGUGAGGUGGCAGAAAAGUUUCCGCCAAGGAACCAGGAAUCUGUUCCCGGCAAUGCCUCAGCCUAGUGUCAGUGGAAUGGAUCCUCCCUUUGGGGAUGCCUUUCAAAACUACACUUUCGCUGACCAGGCGCUGACCAGCACUGACCUGUUAGCCAACAGCUCAGACCCAGACUUCAUUUAUGAACUGGACAGAGAUAUGACUUGUCGCCAGAGCCCCGGAAGAGACGUGUUUGAAGUUGAUGACUGCAAGGAGUUUGACAGCAUGGAAAAUCUUCCAGAAUUAAUAGACAAUGACCUGACCUACAACUCCAACUUUGAACAGUGGGACACAUAUUGGGAAGACUUGACCAAGUACACACGCCUCACCAGCUGUGACAUCUGGGGCACUAAGGAGGUUGACUUCUUGGGCUUGGAUGAUUUCUCCAGCCCUUACCAGGAUGAGGAAGUCAUAGGCCGUACACCCACCUUGGCCCAGCUCAACAGUGAGGACUCUCAGCCGGUGUCAGAUACUUUAUACCUUCCAGAUUCAUUGGCAGGCCAAAAGCAGACUCUUUUUCCUCCAUCAGUCGUCGGCAAGAAGAUGGCCAGAACCACCACUUCUGUCACAGGCACUUCCUCCAACCACAGUACACUGCCGGAUUACGCAGAUGGUUCCCAGAAGGCCACGUGGCCAGUAGCCUCAUGCACUGAGACUAUGGCAAAAGCCCAGAUGCAAGGGACUAGCAGGGUUGCAUCUCCCCUGCCAGAGAACACAGAUUAUGUACGCAAGGCCAAAGUUUGCAUUGGCGUAUCACGCAAGUCCUUCCUAGAGAGUUGUAUUCAGCAGAUCAAUGUGUCUGCUAGCUCUCCUCUCAUCAAGGAGCAAGAGACCAGUGCUUCUUUGAUCAGUAAUGUCCAAGCAGCCACUACUGACACUCCAUCUUCUCUGAUUCCCUUGGUUUGUGAGACAAGAGUGGACAUUUGUAAAAGAGACACUCCAUGUGGCUCUACUCCAGAGGUGGGGUUGUUAAGAGGAAAGUCACCGAAACUUAACUUUCCUGUGGCUGGCAGCAGUGAAACCUUGCUCACCGUGACUGCUCUUGGAGCUGAUGCUACUGCUGCUGCUGAGAAGAAGAAAGAAGAAGAACACAACUACUCACUGUUCCUGAACCGGGUAAGGCUUGCAGGCAAAGCUUCCACUGAUAUGGAGGAAGAUGAAGAGGAGGAAGAAGAAGAUGGCGAAGAGGAAGAGGAAGAGGAGGAGGCAGAGGGGGUGGACUUGGAUGAUGAAGACCAUGAUGAAGGAUUUGGCAGUGAGCAUGAGCUUUCAGAAAAUGAAGAGGAAGAGGAGGAAGAUGAUGAUGAGUAUGAGGGAGACAAAGAUGAUGACAUCAGCGAUGCAUUCUCAGAGCCAGGAUGCGACACUGACAUGGUAGAAGACGUUAAAGGUCUAACUGCUGGAAUUUCCAGAAAGAGGGGCAAGCGCAGAUACUUCUGGGAAUACAGCGAGCAACUCACCCCAUCUAAACAAGAACGGAUGCUAAAACCUUCAGAGUGGGACAGAGACACCCUUCCCAGCAAUAUGUAUCAAAAGAAUGGCCUGCAUCAUGGAAAAUACACACUAAAGAAGUCUCGGAGAACAGAUGUAGAGGAUCUCACACCCAACCCACGGAAGCUGCUUCAGAUUGGGAAUGAGUUGCGCAAACUUAACAAGGUGAUUAGUGAUCUGACCCCUGUUAGUGAGCUGCCUCUGACUGCUCGCCCUCGCUCUCGAAAGGAGAAAAACAAGCUGGCAUCUAGGGCUUGCAGAUUGAAGAAAAAAGCUCAGUAUGAAGCCAACAAGGUCAAGCUGUGGGGUCUUGGCACUGAAUAUGAUCGAUUGCUGUUUGUGAUCAAUACAAUCAAAGAGGAGAUUGUGAAUCAAGUUCAAGAUAACUCAAAUAAUAAGGAGACAAGUAUGGCAGAGAAGCUUGACAAACUCAUAGAGGAGACACUAGUGCAGUCACCAGUAGCUGGCCAGACUUCAGAUUUUGUGAACCAGAUCCUUGAGAAUACAGGCAAGGGUGACCCUACUGGAGGUCUAGUGGGACUGCGUGUACCUACGCUGAAAGUGUAGAAGCAUCCAGAUAGUGUUUGGAAGCACACUCAAAGCCAUCCUCGCCAUUCUUGUCUCAACACUCUGCAUGCCCAUGUCAACCGGAGAUGCUCAAAACGCUUAAUAUGGAUACAUGCAUACGAACACCUGUCAGUCUGUGCAUACGUAUGUAUAUAUUCACCUUCCACACACCUACAGAAAUCUCUGCACUCAGUAGUCUGUUUCCUAACCACGUGUGCAUGUGGCUGGUAAAAAAAGAAAACUCCAUCUACAGGCCACCAUUUUGCAAAAUUCAAAAGCCAAUUUUCAAGAUGCCUCCCGGAAUGUAUCGUCCUUUUGAAGAUGAAGACGCAACCUGUUCCAGCUGUAGCCAUUUUUGGUCCAGCAAAUACCCCUUUACUGGAUCAGGAAAGCAGAGGUGUUUAGGGAAUCUACUUACUUUAUGAUCAUUAUUUAAGGCUCGUAGAUAUAAAAAGACAUUUUAAGUACUAAAUGUCAUAUUUUAUGUGGUCAUGUAAAAUUUUCAACAUUUAAUCAAACCUCUGCUUUCUUAUUCCGGUGUUGUGGCAUUUGUAAACAAGUUACACCCUUAUAUGCCAACUCUGACAUAGCCAAUGCAAACAUAGAAACAUGUUACUCAUCUACCUUUAUUGGAAACCAACUCAAAGAUUGAUGGCAGGCAUAUAAAUGUAGGACAGGGAUACAGCAUGACAAUGAGGAUAGGACUUGGUUGGAGUGUUCUGUUCCUUUUGUCUUGGUGGUCUCAGGGUGAAAAGAGAGAGAUUAUUGACUGACUGGAGCAGAUGGUCCGUUUAAAUCUAUUUCCUUAACUGGGAAGAACUGUUAUUUUGUACUGGUGAGUCUAUCCACUUUGAUCAAAGUGUCUUCACAUCAGAUAACCCUGGAUGUUUUCUGAAGUUGCAUCGAAGGGGCUCAGAAGUUGAUUCCCCGACUCGGUCUUGUUCAUAUUUGUACUUAUUAAAAGUAAGAUUCAUUGUGCCUUGUAAAUGUUGUGGGGAUAAAGAAUAUCACUUGAAUGCAAGUGGACCAUGUUUCAAGGAGAAGGAAAGCAGUGAGGCAAGUCAGACCUGCGGGUUUGUUACAUAUUUCAGCUUGAUAAAGAUACUCUGAAUGAACCUAGGAACAUGGAAAAAAUAUUGAUUUAUGCCACAGAGUCUGUGCUAGGUAAAAUAAGAUGGCUCUGACAAAUAUUUCUUUCCUCUCUCUAUUUUGGUACUUCAUUUAAGUGAAGAAUGGAUGUGUGUGCUUGUGCGUGCGUGUGUGUUGUGUGUAUGUGGGGGGGUUAUUUUAAAACAACUAUUCAUAUAUUAAUUAAGAAAAAGAGAUUUGCACACUAUAUUCUGAUUGUUUUGUUUUUGUACCAAAGACACAUGCAACGUAAAUUGGCAACUAGCCAAUUUAAGUAAGGUUUUGCACAGCUAACCUGACACCGUAUUGAAUGUAGGAAAAAAGUUGUAGGGUCAGGGAUUUUCAACGAACUGUGAAAUUUGCUUGGGUCCAAUUAUCUACAGAAAGAAGCAUUCGUUUGCAUCCUUCUAGAGCUCUUGUGCUGUUCAAAGUUUUGCUUUGAAAAGGUUUCUAGUAAAAUCAAGCAGUUCAGUUUCCCACCAUUACACUUUUGCCCAUAAAUGCUUUUAGAACUGAAGAUGCUUUUUGUAAUUGCGUAUGUAUGAUGUUAUUAGAGAACCAAACUGUUCACUUUUAUUAAUAUCCUUUAAAUUCAUGUAGGAGAAAAAUCAUACAACAAAAAAUGUAUCUUGAGUAUUUCAGGUGUAUAGUCAGUAAAUCAUGCAUACACACACUUGUAUAUGUAUCAAUAAAAUGGUACCUUUUCAAUGAUUAUGUUAAUAAGCACGACACCUUUCUAUAGCUUUGUAUUCAGUGAGUAAUCUGGAAAUUAUAUAAAAAAAGACUUAUUCUAUGUAUUUUUUUAAUAUUUCUUUUUUUCGGUUUAAUGUUCUAUGAACAUAUCUAUAAACCCUUUUGGAGAAAGGCUUUGAUGAAUUUAUUAUCAGCACAUUGUACUUAAAAGGAUUUCAAAUCUGGACCCAAUCAUAGGCUCUUCCUUGUUCAAACCUAAAAUAAUGCUUAUACUUUGAGGCAGGAAAGCAUUCUGAGAGAGCUUUAUAGUUAUACCAUGAUGGCUAGCUGCUGCACCUUUAUACUUGUCCAGUGUGAAAAGCUACUGCACUUCCCAAUGCAGAACUGCAUGUUAUCUGAAAAAAAGCUUGAUGGAUAGUCAUGGAUUGUCUUUGGGUGUUUGUGGAGCUUUUAUUUUUUUGAUUGAAUUAAAGAAGGGAAAAUAUUUUCCUCUACAACCCCUAUUAUAUUUAAGCUAAAAAUUUUCAUACAUCGUAGAAGCUCAUAGAUGUUCUCUCUUUGUUUUUUUUUUUCCUUUUUUUUGGUAGUGUAGUAGAUUUUGUUUGUAGCAGUACUGUUCAUGUUACAGGCUAUUGUACUUUGCAGUGUUCUCUUUCUAAAUAUAAAUGAGAUCUUCUAUAUUUAUCUUGUGUAUAUACAAACAUACCUAUAUUACAUGUAAGAUAACUAAAGCACUUUGUCUAGAGAAAAAGAAAAAAAAAGAGGAAAAAAGCAUUCUUUUCCUUCCAUCUGCUGCUAAACAGGCCUUGUUUGAUUGCUGCAGUGAGUACUUGACUUUUACCAUCUUAACCAGGACAGGUUGAAAGUAAAGUCUUGAGAGGACAGGCCCCUGAGUGACGACAAGUCAAGCGUCACAAACUCCAUUUGCCUUUAGUAGACAUUUCCUAUGGAAAAGUGCAAAUUCUGCUUUGUGUCCUUCUUCAGGUUGAUGUACAGUAUUGACAUGUUCUCUCUGAACAUUACCAGAGGUGAAUAUUGCUAUCAAUAAUUUUUUUAAGUAAUUUGUACUUAAUGGGGGAAAUAUGAGGCGUUUGAGGAAGCGUAAGCUUCUUAUUAGUGGCUCAGAAAAAAAAAGAAAAAAAAAAUUAUAUCGAUGUACUGUAAGGCAAAUCUCCUUGCCAUAGGGAAUUAAUCAGACUACAUCCUUUUUGCCUUUCCAAACACCCAUCCAUUCUUGAUAAAAGGCAAGGCUCUAAAAGCUUUGUUGCUAUGACAACUUAUCCUGGCCUUCUUCGUGCCAUCUUGAACUAAAGCUUCUUAGCCUGGUGUUGGCUCUCAGUAGUUAUGACCAAUUUGUAAUUAAAAAAAAAAAAAAAAAAAAAAAAACACUGGCAAGUGACAAUGAGCAUGGGGUUUUAAGGUGGAGGCAUGUUUCUUAAGUCAGUGGCCUGCUGUAGUGGGAAAGUAUCUAUGUUUUGUCUUCGACUAUUGUUUUUUUUUUUUGUUUUGUUUUGUUUUUUCCCUUUGUUUUUAAAAUUUUUCUGUUUGAUGUGACAUUGUGAGUACAAGUGUUUAACCCGGAGACUCUGUGGCAUUCGAGCAGUCAAGGAAAUAGUUGUUAUUCAAAGCCAGUAAAUCUUUUUUUCUGUUGUUUGGUAUUUAAAUGUAAUCAUGAAAGAGCACAUAUUGUAUCAUAUAGUUUAAGUUAGAGUUAAUUAAGGGCCGAUUGAAAGGAAGAUUGAUCUAUCUUCAAAUCUUGUACAUGAUUUUAUUAUACACACUUAAGCUGGAAUAUAUUUAAAAUACCCAUUGCUUAGUAGAGUGCAUAAUAUUUACUUUGCAUGUGUUCCUUUGUUUGUAUUUGUUUCGUACUCCAACUGAUAAUGCUUUUUCAAGAUCGAAAUAAUGAUCCAACCAGCAAGUUGUUGUUUAUUUGAUGUAUUUGUUUUUGCCUAUUAUCCUGAGUCUCAAUUACCAUUUCAACUUUUAUAUUGCUAGAUUGCAAUCCUAAGGCAAGUAAGCUAGCUAUUGAAUCCAAAUUGUGCUUCUAUCUGUUGUCUGCACUAUAUACAAAUUCUAUGAAUGUUUGGGCUAAAGCUGCUUAAUCAUUUUGUAAAAUUGUACAGAAACUCAGUAACCAUUCCUUGUUCUGUUUGACUUGUGUGUGCCCACUCCUAAGUAAAAUAUUGUUAUUGUUUGUUAAGUACUUGCCACUGUAUUUGUACAAAUAAUGGCCAGUUGGAUCCCAGUAGAAAGUUACGGAAACGUUUCUUAAAUAAUUUUCCAAAAUGGCUACAGUACACAUUUAAAAAGAGAGAGCUGUUUGCAUUCGUGUGUUGGCUUUUCAUUUGUAUAAUUUUAGCAUGCUUAGUUUUUUGUAAAUGUGUGUCCUGAGCAUGUGAGAGACAUUGCUCUAACUGGUGCAUUUUGUAUGUCUUUGUAGUAAAAUCGGACAUUGCUUUAGUUUUCAGCUUUCCCAGUAAAAUUUUUUUUUGUUUGUUUUGUUUUUAUUAAGAAAUUGUAACUAAUAUUGUUCAGGUUAAGUCUAAAAGUUGUUCCUUAUGGUGGCCAUAAUUAAUGGUUUAGAGCAUUUGACAAACAUUUUCUGAGAGACAGUGUGUCUUACUGUUUGCUAAAUAAACAUGUCCAUUCUAAUGUGUAUUUAACCUGUUGGAUGGUUGUCUGUUAUGAUGUUUCGUCUGUUGUUUGUUUCUCAUGUAAUGGACCUUUACAGAGUAAGCAUUUUUGCUUUCAUUCUGUUACUAAAAUUGUUUCACAGAAGGAGGUGUGUAAAAUUACACCAUUGUUUCAAGUGCUGUAGAAAUGGCAUUCCUCAAGCUUAUUUUUGAGUAUGAUUAUUUUUAGGCUUUUUGUCGUACUAUUUCACAAAUAUUGGAUUGUUAUUUGAGCAUGAUGACGAAGUAUGAACAUUGUGCAUGCUGACUUAACUCACUUGCAUACAGUACAGAGUAACCGACCGUCCAGUCAGCCUCUGUUAUGAGCAGAGAACAUACACACUGAUUAAGUCACUGACCUUAAAGAAUGAGCACAAGGGGGUUUACUAUAGAUACCUCACAGACUUUGAUGUAUACACAAUUCAGCGGCGCUUCAGUUGUUGACAUGACUACAGAUAGUAAGCUGAAAAGACCCUUGUUGCCCUUGGUUUAACUGCAAAUUACAAAAUGAUUUUUUUAAAUGAUGCCUGCAGAAUCAGGUGCCUUAUUCACACAAAUGAAAUAUCCAAACUUGAUUUAUUGAGGUUUUCUAAGGAAACAAGUCUUCAGCCCAUUAUGCCAAGAAAUAAAUCAUGCUAAUUGUUUCUUUUUAUUCUGUAAAGCUUUCUGCAGAAUGAGAGCUGUUGCUGCUUUGCCUCAGACAGUUUUCAUGUAAAGAUGAAUGUAGUCUUCCUUCAGUGAAGUCAAUUCAAUAUGUUAAGCUUGUACAUUUUGACUUGUGGAACAUUAUGGUUGAGUGACUAUCCAAAGAGUGCUGUCAUGAUGUAGACUUGUUUUAAAAUGUUAAUAUUGUUAGUAUAUGUGUUUUAUUUCUUUGAUUUCUUUUGUUUGUUUUUGGUUUGUACGUUGGGUUCAAAUCAGUAGGUGAAUGCACAAGUCUGAACUGUUUUUUCUUUGUUUUGUUUUUUUCUGUGAUCUUUACAUUUUACUUGCCAUUACAUGUCUGUACUUUUCUUUUUUUCAGCCUGCUAUCAGUGAUCUGGUUGAAAAUACUUUAUUCCCCAUAAUUCCAGAAUGAAACAUGAGAGGGUUUUGCUGAAAUACAUUUAGCAGACCUGUAGUGCGUUAAAGACUUCUGUAGGGCCCUCAGAGGAGCUGGUGGAUCAGCCUUGGAAAGACAGUGUCAGACUUUGUAAGCAUUGUGUCCCCUCACCAACAUUCAAGAUUACUGUGCCUCUCGAUUCUUCUGGUUCUGCUGUUCCUCUAAUUACCAUGUGUGACUUUACUUGGAACAGUGUUCUUCAUUUACCGAAAGAAAUGGCCUUCACCAGUUUACUCUCAAUUGAACAGAAAUCCCAGUUUUCCAAAUCCAAAUCAAUGACACAAGUAGACACAUGCAUUGUUUGACAGAAGAUCGAUAAGAGGGCAGGAAGCAGAAGGUCCUUCUUGUUUUUGCUCAUGUUAGUGAUUAGCAGUUGAUGUUCCACUUGUGCAAGUUGCUGACAGCUUGUUUUCCCUGUACCUGACCACCUCCAUCGAGAAGUGCAGAGUUUUCUCGCCAUAGACGCAUGGCUUCCCACUAUGCUUUUGGAGGUAGGGAAGCUCUUCAUUUGUGCAAAACAAAACAUGGACUUUGGGUAGGAGUCCCGUCUCGCCGCCCAUUGGUGCUGAAUUUUGAAAAUACAUACUUGAACACCCUCAGUGGUAUGAGAGCUUAACUUGACUUAACAUCUGUUAAGGCUCAUGGACUUUUUUCUUCCCCCUUGCAAGAAACUGUGCUGGACAGUGGUCAAUUCGUCAUCAGCUGGAGCCACUGGAAACACCCGUGCCAAGGCCUCGUCCUGGUUAAAGGAUGACUGUGAUGGGCAUGGACAGAACCUGCGGUCGGGUGGGAGAAGGGUUGUGUAAAUGUAGCGGUGGUAGCUCUUUUUGUUUGUUUGUUUGUUUGUUUAUUACUUUAAGGAGGACAUUGGAGUGCUAGUAGGGUCACCUGGACUGUUGGCCUUAGUUUUCUCGACGUUCAGAAGACAACCACACAACCUGAUAAUAACAAACCCCUGUGUUUUUUCUGAGCACCACACUCACACAUCACACUGCAAUGAUUUACAUUUCCUUCCAAACUUUGCCAAAUUUCUAUUCUUCUUGCUAAUUAUUGACCUUCGGCGUGUGGUUUGAAAAAAAAAAUGUAGUAACAAAAAAAAAACAAGGGUUUGCUUGUUUUGAAAUCCAUACAACGUUCAAUUUUCAAUUGAAGGAAUUGUCACCCAUUUGGGAAAAAAAAACACAAUUCAUGACCUUGAUGUAAUGCUUCUGGUGUUGUAUGGUAUUUUACUAGAUAAAUUAGCAUGGGAUCUUUAAGUAGCUAGUACUGUGUGUGUACUCCCCAAGUGUAAAAUCUUUUUGUCACAGUAGGAAGGCUGUAUUUCAUUGCUAAGUGCUCUGUUCUAGAUCUCUUGGUGAUUCUAAAGCAGAAUUCUGCAGUAUAUCCUACUGAAACUAACAGUUACUUGAUCCUAUUAGCAAUGUCUAUAUUUGUAGUUCACACAUAUAUGCCUGUUGAAAUACAAUAUCUGAACAGUUAUUCUAUUUAUGUUUCAGUGUUGUGCUGGAGUUUUUUUUUUCCUUUCUCAUGUUUUUUCAAUUUUUUUUUCUUUCAUUUUAGAGGCACAGUUAGUUGGAAAACAACUUGUUUUUUGAGUAUUGUUAAUGUACAGAAGUAGGCUUAAAAUCAGUUGUGACAAAUUUUGAACGUGUCUACUCGUGCUUUUGUGCCUCUGUUUCUUUCUUAUUUUGUAUUAUUCGUUAUUAUGUCUCUGCAUUGUAUCAGCCCGGAGUUGGUACCACAUUUUUGCUUGUAACCAUGAUAGUCUAAUGCUAUUAUUGAUUUUAAUAUCACAAAUAAACAAUAGAUACAGCA
Tachysurus vachellii is the source of this 9752-nucleotide messenger RNA. RefSeq names its product creb3 regulatory factor (gene crebrf). The record is from RefSeq and is a predicted model, not a curated record. Gene Ontology annotation, biological process: response to unfolded protein; regulation of transcription by RNA polymerase II. The transcript has 9 exons. Gene Ontology annotation, molecular function: DNA-binding transcription factor activity, RNA polymerase II-specific; RNA polymerase II transcription regulatory region sequence-specific DNA binding. Lineage: Eukaryota; Metazoa; Chordata; Actinopteri; Siluriformes; Bagridae. Bases 297 to 2339 code for a protein of 680 amino acids. Gene Ontology annotation, cellular component: nucleus.